Messenger RNA from Notothenia coriiceps (black rockcod), 378 nucleotides. RefSeq names its product dynein axonemal assembly factor 10 (gene dnaaf10). Gene Ontology annotation, molecular function: protein binding. The record is from RefSeq and is a predicted model, not a curated record. The transcript is spliced from 3 exons. The annotation marks the transcript as partial. Lineage: Eukaryota; Metazoa; Chordata; Actinopteri; Perciformes; Nototheniidae.
GGACAGUAAAGGUGUGGGAUACCCGACAGAAGGAUUCACCUGUAGCCAACAUGGAGCCCGGGGAAGGAGAAACUAAGAGAGACUGCUGGACGGUUGCAUUAGGUCAUGCCUUUAAUGAUCAGGACCGCUGUGUGUGUGCUGGCUACGACAACGGCGACAUCAAACUCUUUGACUUGAGAAACAUGUCUCUACGGUGGGAAACCAACAUUAAAAACGGGGUAUGCUGCGUGGAGUUUGACAGGAAAGACAUCAACAUGAAUAAACUGGUUGCCACGUCACUGGAGGGAAAAUUCCACGUGUUUGACAUGAGGACCCAACACCCCACCAAGGGCUUCAGCUCCGUCUCAGAAAAGGUAAUCGACCCGGGCGCAGACGGAU